CGCGCGCCAGCUUCACUCUCAAUCAUGGCGUUAGCUGGGAAAAGGAAACGGAUAAGUCACAUAUUAAACUCGUCACAGCCCGCGAGCAGACAGUCAUCUUUACCCUGGAGCUCACACACGGAGCGUGGACAGGGACAGGGACAGGGACAGGGACACGAGCAGGGACCGCGCUUUGUGGAAGGAUCUAUUGUCCGUAUUUCUAUGCAAAACUUCCUGACGUAUGAUCACUCAGAAGUGUUUCCUGGUCCGAACCUGAACAUGAUUGUAGGAGCAAACGGAACUGGAAAGUCCAGUAUCGUGUGUGCGAUUUGUCUCGGACUGGCUGGAAAAACUGCCGUGCUGGGACGAGGAGAUAAGGUGGGACUGUAUGUGAAGAGAGGAUGCAGUAAAGGCUCAGUGGAAGUGGAGCUGUACAGAGCUGCUGGAAACCUUGUGAUUAACCGUGAGAUUAAUGUGGAGAAUAAUCAGAGUGUGUGGAUGCUGAAUGGCAGACACACAAGUCAGAAGGUGGUGGAGGAGGCAGUGAAGGAGCUCCAUAUUCAGGUUGGGAAUCUGUGUCAGUUCCUGCCUCAGGAGAAGGUUGGCGAGUUUGCUAAGAUGAGUAAGAUCGAGCUCCUGGAAGCCACUGAGAAGUCUGUCGGCCCACCAGAAAUGUACAACUUUCACUGUGAGCUGAAGAACUGCCGGAGUAAAGAGAGGGAUCUGGAGAAUUUGUGUAAGGAAAAGGCCACCUUCCUGGAGAAAGCCCGGCAGAGGAACGAACGGAACAAAGGGGACGUGGAGCGCUACCACAUGAGAAGGAGACAUCUUGACAGGAUCCAGAUGCUGGAGAAGAAAAGGCCCUGGGUGAAGUACGAGACGACUCGUAAGGAACUGGAGGAAGUAAAGAAACAGAGAGACGACAUGAAGAAGACGGUGAAGUCACUGAAGGAAGCUCAAACGCCUCUGCUGAGAAAAAUCCAGUCCAUCGAGAGCCAGCUGCAACCUAUUGAGAACCAGAUGAAGGAAAAGACGGCCAAAAUCAGAGAAGCGUCACAAAAAUGUAAACACAAACAGGAUCAAUUGGACUUGAAAUAUAAAGAGAUUGAUGACAUUAGGCAGGCUCUGAGUCUGAAGCGGGCCGAGGCGGCGGAUCGGGAUCGGCGAAUCGAGAUCACACGCCGUGCGAUUCAGGACCUGCAGACGGAGCUGGACAACGUAGGCAGCCAAGAGGACAUCACGCCCAGGAUUGAGGCAGUUAACUCUGAGCUCAGGGGCAUCCAGGAGGAGAAAUCCAGGCUGGACGUCGAAUGGCAGGACUUGAGGCGCGAUAAGGACGAGGCCACGGGCGAGCUGAGACGUCUGCAGAACCGUCUGCGUAGUUUAGAGGACAUGAUGAACAGGAAGGAGGAGAUGCUGCGGCAACGUUCUCCUGACACUCACACGGCUCUGCUGUGGCUGAGGAGGAACCGCCAUCUCUUUGAGGGAAAUGUGUACGAGCCCAUGAUGCUGGUGAUUAAUGUACGGGACCCACAAAAUGCUAAAUAUGUGGAGAGCCAUGUUCCUAUAAACGACCUGAGAGCAUUUGUGUUCCAGAAGCAGCAGGAUAUGGAGAAGUUCAUGUCAGAGAUACGAGACCGACAGAGGCUUCGAGUGAACAGUGUGAUCGCUCCUGCAGAGUCGUGGGCUUCUCGACCACCAUCACGACCCUUAAACUCCCUCCAGCGCUAUGGGUUCUUCUCCUCUCGCGAGCUGUUUGAUGCCCCAGACGAGGUGAUGAGUUACCUGUGCCAUCAGUACAGGGUUAAUGAUGUACCUGUGGGGACGAAGGAGACUAAGAAGCUGAUUGAGAUGGUGAUUAAUGAGUCUCAGCUGAAGACCAUCUACACUGAAGAUGAGAGGUAUGUGGUAAAGAAGUCCACUUACUCCAACAGGACCAUCUCCAGUAACACUGCCCUGCGACCUUCUCAGUUCCUCAGCAUGAACAUUGAUGCAGUCGAGAGGGAUCAGUUGAAAGCUCAGCUCAGUGCAGCUCAGCAGAAGAUCCAAAGUGUUGAUGGUCGAAUGGCUGCUUAUCAGGAGCAGCAGGUCAGACUGGAUCGCCAUGACAACGACCUCCGAGCUGAGAAGAAGCGCCUAUCAGAGCUGAAAGGCAAAAAGAGACAACUAGAGCAGAGAAUCAGCACCAAGCAAGAGAGUCUGAGGCAGAUGCAGCAGGGUGUAAUUGACCUUCAGAAAGAGGAAGAUGAAGCGAACACCAGGAUCUCACACAUAAACCAGCAGAAGGUGGCCAUAGUGGAGGAGUUCCUGGGCUUCAUGAAGCACAGAGCCAGACUGAUCAUGGAGAAGGUGUACUUGGCUUUGGACAUAGCAGGUCUCAGUGCUGAGAAGACCAAACUGGAGUCAGACUGCAGGGAGGGAUCAGCUGAGCUCAGAAGAGCAGAGCAAGCGUUUACUGAGCUGGACCAGAGGAAGACGAGUCUGUUGGAGACGUGUAGGGGAUUAAUGAGGAGAGCCAGCGAGAUCUGUAACAUGAACCCAGGAGAGACUCAAGUACCCGAGAUACUGCACACGGCGUUCAGUGAGCUGCCUGAAACUCUGGAUGAGAUCGACGCCAUGCUGAAUGAAGAGAAGGCCAGAGCAGAAGGGUUUGCUGACCUCAGUGAGAGAGUGGUGGAGGAAUAUAAUCAGAGAGAGAAGGAGAUAAAGGAGAUGGAGAAGGAGCUGGAGGAGAAGACCAAAGAUCUGAAGACCUACAGACAGAACAUUUCUGAGGCAAAGGAACGUUGGCUAAAUCCCCUGAAGCAGUUGGUGGAUCAAAUUAACGAGAAGUUCAGUGAUUUUUUUCGCUCCAUGAACUGUGCUGGAGAAGUCGACCUGCACUCUGAGAAUGAGGAGGAGUAUGAUAAAUACGGUAUCCGUAUCCGGGUGAAGUUCCGGAGCAGCACUCAGCUCCAUGAACUCACUCCUCACCAUCAGAGCGGAGGUGAGCGCAGCGUCUCCACCAUGCUGUACCUCAUGGCCCUGCAGGAGCUCAACCGCUGUCCCUUCAGAGUCGUCGAUGAGAUCAACCAGGGGAUGGAUCCGGCCAAUGAGAGAAGAGUGUUCGACAUUGUGGUGAAAACAGCCUGCGGUGGCAAAACCUCACAGUAUUUCUUCAUCACACCAAAGCUUCUUCAGAAUUUGAAAUAUGCAGAUGAGAUGACUGUUCUGUGUGUCCACAACGGCCCCUACAUGCUCCCCCCUCACAAAUGGGACCAUAAUGCAUUCCUCAGGCGUGUUAAAAGGCAGAGCACCCAGUAACCCAUCAGAGCCACAGCGCAGGAGCGACAACACCCUCGAGCACUGCUUUAUAUCUCCACAGGGACUUUGUACAGUUUUGUAUUUUUGGGGAAAUGAGAGUGUGUGUGGGUGUGUGUGAGCACGCUGGAGGGACGGGUGGGUUUACACAGCAAUACAUGAUUAGAUCUCUGUACAGCAUUUUAUUUACAUGAUACGGUUUUGUAACGGUGGGUAACAAGAUUAGAUGCACAAUACAGAAUAAAUAGGAUUCAUAAAUGAAACGACAA
Molecule: messenger RNA, 3548 nt
Organism: Silurus meridionalis
Lineage: Eukaryota; Metazoa; Chordata; Actinopteri; Siluriformes; Siluridae
Gene: smc5
Product: structural maintenance of chromosomes 5
Biological process (GO): double-strand break repair via homologous recombination
Cellular component (GO): Smc5-Smc6 complex
Molecular function (GO): ATP binding; ATP hydrolysis activity
Source: RefSeq, a predicted model, not a curated record